CCUCCACGAGUUCCGCACUUCACUCGCGGUACUGCCGCGGAGCAGUCAAGUUCACGUAGUACCAGUGUUAGGUGAUCAGUGUGCCAUUUGUCGAAGUACCAAAGAUUAGAGGUGAGUUUUAGUACGGUACGACCAUGGAUCUGGUGCUAAGUGGAGCCGCGGGGAGUUUUCGGCCCGGUCUCUAAUUUUAUUUAAGAACGAAAAUGGACCAGUCGACCCAGGUCGAUUUCCCGAUCGUCGUUCGAAAGAUGAAAAGACACAACACCUCGGCGGAUCUCUAUGUGACGACGAGCAGAGGACACACCAAUUCAUGGAACCACUUGAGACCGGCGAUGUCUCGCCCCAAGUCCCUCACUUUCACCCCCGAAGCCAUCAACCCCAGAACAAAAAUCUACUACUGCUCAGACAGUCCUAUUUCGCGCCUCCCUCUUCCAGUGAGCGACCUCCACCUCGGCUCGAUCUCCAGAGAGAGGACGCCGCCGUUCUCCUGUAACUCGUCGGUGACGUCGGCGCCAGCGUACAAAGUUAACCACAUAACGGAGAAAAGUCCUGAUACGAUGACGUGUCUUCGUUGUACGGAAGAAAAUGGGGUUUGUAGGAGAAUUCCGAGUAACAGUGCGCAAGGACUGUCAUGGCGGCGUCUUCACAUGUCGAGGGCUAAAUUAAAAGCAACUGCUACGACUAGUGAGCUGCUGUCUGGGUUCGCCAUGGUAGCCAUGGUCGAACUUCAAAUUAACGAACCCACGAAUGUUCCAGAAUGGUUGUUUGUGAUGUUCGCUGUAUGUACGACCGUUCUAGUUGCCGUUCACAUUUUUGCUUUGAUGAUUUCGACGUAUAUUCUACCAAAUAUAGAUGCUAUAGCGAAGUUGGAGGUGUGCGAGAUGGUCGCUGAGAGUCCACAUGAGAGAAUGCGAGGGUUUAUAGAGUUAGCAUGGGCGUUUUCGACAGUAUUAGGGUUGUUUUUGUUCCUGGUGGAAGUAGCCAUACUUUGUUGGGUCAAAUUUUGGGACUACUCCUUCAAAGCAGCAACGGCCGCCACCAUCAUCGUAAUUCCCGUUUUGAUAACGUUCGUUCUUUUCGCCGUCCACUUUUACCAUUCUCUAGUGGUGUAUAAAUGCACCACGUCGGUAAACGACAUGGAAAAACUAGAACAUAUGAAAAAACAACUAGACGAAGUUACCAGUCCUGUGUAAACUCAGUGUGUUAAUAAAUUAAUAAAUUAAAACAAUUUGCUACGGCUGGGUCUAAUCGGACCUUGU
Messenger RNA from Zophobas morio, 1259 nucleotides. Its product is annotated as protein orai-2-like. The transcript has 4 exons. Gene Ontology annotation, molecular function: store-operated calcium channel activity. Gene Ontology annotation, cellular component: membrane. The coding region runs from base 204 to 1193 and encodes 329 amino acids. Gene Ontology annotation, biological process: store-operated calcium entry. NCBI's taxonomy places the organism in Eukaryota, Metazoa, Arthropoda, Insecta, Coleoptera, Tenebrionidae. The record is from RefSeq and is a predicted model, not a curated record.